Molecule: messenger RNA, 1173 nt
Organism: Periconia digitata
Lineage: Eukaryota; Fungi; Ascomycota; Dothideomycetes; Pleosporales; Periconiaceae
Source: the annotation of a GenBank genome assembly
GCAUCUCUGUCUGCUUCUACAAAGAAAAUGCAAUUUAAGCAGCUUUCUGGCCUGACGGUACUUCUGGGUGUAGUCUAUAUUGUCGAAGUAGUACUUGCGCAGGCAUGUCGUCCGUUGCCAUCCCUGGACGGCGGCAGUGCACCCUCCAUUGGGCCACUGCUAGUAUCCGUGAUAUUCGUUGAUUUUCCCGACUUCCCGGCUCAGAACUCGACCGAGGAGCUUUACAACACCAUGAUUGAUGCACCGGAUCUGUACAAGACCAUGUCAUAUGGCAAGCUUGAUCUCCAAAUGCAACCGCAGUUGGAAGGGUUCUACCGCAUGCCGAACCUUUCAUCCAACUACAACUAUGCGCGCGGUCUCACCACUGAGGACCAUGUUCGGUACAUCAAUGACGCGCUAUCAGCAGUCGGCAAAGCAGUAAGCUUUGAGGGAGUCAACGUACUUUACGUCGUCCCCCCGAGGGGUGCGAAAGAAAUAUCCUUUUCGCCAACCGCGAUGGUACCCGUGACAGCUGCAGACGGCACGGUGAUUGGUAACACAGUGACGUUUGGUCAAGAUAUGUGGGAUCGCUGGGGUUUCAAAACAGUGAAUCACGAAACUGGACAUACCAUGGGCUUACCCGAUCUGUAUCCGUACGUCAAUGGCACAACAACACAAUGGGUGGGCGGCUUCGAUAUGAUGGGAUUGAUCAGCGCGCAAAGCCCGGACUACUUCGCCGUAUUGAAGUGGCAGCUUGGUUGGAUCGACGACAGCCAGGUAGAUUGCGUGGAAAAUUCCGGCAUCACGACGCAUAAAAUCAGUCCGAUUGAGGUUGAAACUGGCUCCAAGAAACUAAUAAUGGUUCCCAUUGACUCUACUCAAGCGAUUUUGGCGGAGGUGCGCUCGACGCUCGGCAUUGACGAAGGCGCAUGUGGGACUGGAGUUCUAAUAUAUCAGAUCCUUCCCGAAGUAGGGUCUGGCAACGGGCCUAUUCGUGUCUUUGAUUCGAAGCCAGGCUCCGGUGGCUGCCAGAUUCCCACUGGAAAUAGCACUGGAGGAGAAUUGAGUGAUGCACCUUAUCAAGUGGGGUCCAAAUUCACUUCUCAACUUGGGGUUUCUAUCACAAUAUUAGAACAAGAGGGAGAAGACUAUAUUGUCGAAGUUCAAAUUUGUGCACUCGAAUUUUUCGGGUAA